AUGUCCCUGCUUAUGAAUAGAGGAGAUAAGAUGUCUAAGGUUGGAGUGUUAUUGGAAGGCAACAAGACUGAAGGCAGGGAGACCAGACAGGAGGCUCUUGCAAUUUUUUCCAGGCAAGAAGUGACAGUGGAUAAUGACAGUAAACAAGGAGAAAAAUAUUUAAGUGUCAAAUCAAUAAAAUGUGGCAACUUAUUGAAUACAGGUGUGGAUGGUUAUAAACUGCAAGCACAGGUUCACAUUGGUGGGAAAGGAACAGCUUGCCAAAAGAAGGUGGUUCAGAGAACAGCUACAGCAGAUAAAAAAAAAAAAAAAAACCUUCAGUUCUCCUUAAAGAAGUUAAGGGUAAACAAUACCUCUGGUAUUGAAGAACUAAAUAUGUUCACAAACCAAGGAACAGUAAUCCACUUUAACAACCCUAAAGUUCAGGCAUUGCGGGCAAUGAAUACUUUUAUUAUUACAGGCCAUACUCAGAUAAAGCAGCUUACAGAAAUGCUUCCCAGUAUCUUAAACCAACUUUAUGCAAACAGUCUGACUAGUUUCAGAAGACUGGCUGACUCUCUGCCCAAACAAUCUUUGGAUGAAAAGGCACAACUUGCUACCAGAAAGGUGGAUGAUGAUGAAAUUCUAGAUCUUGUGUACAAUUUUGAUGAAGCUUCAAAGAAUGAAGCAAAGUGA
This is a messenger RNA of Felis catus (domestic cat), 675 nucleotides long. RefSeq names its product transcription factor BTF3-like. The record is from RefSeq and is a predicted model, not a curated record. The transcript is spliced from 3 exons. NCBI's taxonomy places the organism in Eukaryota, Metazoa, Chordata, Mammalia, Carnivora, Felidae. The coding region runs from base 1 to 675 and encodes 224 amino acids. Gene Ontology annotation, cellular component: cytosol; nascent polypeptide-associated complex.